Zootermopsis nevadensis is the source of this 1548-nucleotide messenger RNA. The record is from RefSeq and is a predicted model, not a curated record. Lineage: Eukaryota; Metazoa; Arthropoda; Insecta; Blattodea; Termopsidae.
UAUAUGUGAGAGUUUUACCUGUGGAAGUAGGUUCUUCCAGGCGUUCCAAAAUGGCAGCAUUUGCAACGGAAAGUAGAGUUUGUGAAACUGCGGGUUGUAAUUCUGCUGCGAAGUUGCAAUGCCCAACUUGUAUAAAGUUGGGGAUUCAAGGGUCAUAUUUUUGUUCUCAGGAUUGCUUUAAAGGAAAUUGGAAGUCACAUAAGGUUCUGCACAAAAUAGCAAAAGGUGCAGGUGUUGAUGGUAAAGAUGAAAAGGAUGAUUAUGAUCCAUGGCCACAUUUCAGAUUUACUGGCAAAUUACGACCAUUUCCACAAGGCCCACGACGCUUCAUACCAGCGCACAUAUCUCGGCCUGAUUAUGCUCAUGAUCCCGAGGGCAUACCUGUCUCAGAGCAAGCCGUGCGGGGCAGUGCGCAGAUUAAGUCUUUGACAGAAGAUGAGGAAGAGGGCAUGCGGGUAGUUUGCAAGUUGGGACGUGAAGUCCUAGAUGAAGCGGCUCAGAUAAUUGACGCCGGAGUGACUACGGACGAAAUAGAUCGCGUAGUGCACGAGGCUUGCGUGGACAGGGAUUGCUAUCCGUCACCACUCAACUACUACAAAUUUCCCCGGUCGUGUUGUACUUCGCUCAACGAAGUUAUCUGCCACGGGAUUCCCGAUCUCCGCCCGCUCAGCGACGGAGACAUUUGUAAUGUUGACGUAACUGUUUACCACUGGGGUUUCCACGGGGAUUUGAACGAGACCUUUCUCAUAGGGAAUGUAAGUCCAGAAGCAAAGAAACUAGUCCAGGUUACGUCCGAGUGUCUGAUGAAGGCCAUCAGCAUAGUGCAUCCAGGAGAAAAAUACAGAGAGAUUGGAAAUGUGGUCCAGAAGCACGCGCAGAGCCACGGUUUCUCCGUGGUUCGCAGUUACUGUGGCCACGGGAUCCACGGGCUGUUCCACACGGCUCCCAGCAUUCCUCACUAUGCCAAAAACAAAGCGGUGGGUGUGAUGAAGCCGGGACACUGCUUCACGAUAGAACCCAUGAUCUCGCAGGGCAGCUGGCGAGACGAAAUGUGGCCGGACAAGUGGACCGCCGUGACGGUGGAUGGUCUGCUGUCGGCUCAGUUUGAACACACGCUGCUGGUCACAGAAGACGGCUGUGACAUCUUAACUUCUCGCCAAGAAAAGAACGGACAAUUUCACUUCAUGGACAAGUUGUAACGAAGGACAGGUGAAUAGCGGCUCAACUAGCGCGAGGCAUUUUCUAGUGCAGAGCAUUCUUAUUUCUGAUGCCUUUUGACUGGAGUCGCUGGUACUGCGGACGAUGAUCAGCGUUCUUAUUCUAUGCUGAGACGCAAGUUUUUGUUGAUGUACGCUCGUUUUGAUCGUUUCAGUGCUGUAAACGGACGGAACGGUCGGCCGAGGUCUGUGGUUACGGAAAUGAAUUGGUUUGCCGUUAAUAUUAUUUUGUUCAACGCAGUCAUGUAUGUAGCUGUAAAGAAUGUGUAAAACGGAGAUGGCAUAUUGCCCCCAAUAUUGGAAUUAAAAUGUUACGUAAUUCUCAAGGACA